CGAAUCGUUUGUGUGUUUUCAACUGCUGCCUUCCAGCAGCUUUCAAAUAACUACGCAUUAGGUUUUUGCAGCGUGUGCGUAAAAGAAAGAAAAUUGUGUAUUAUACUACACUUGAGUUGAAUCAAAAUACCCAUUACUAAUUGAGCUAAAGAAAACUAGAGCAAGAACGACAGCAGCUAGCCAAAUACAACAUAAAUAAAGCAACCAGUGCAGACGGGAACAGGAACUGCAAAAAGUAAAACGCAUAUUCUCACGCAUACAUUUGAACCGAACACACAGACACACACUCAUACUUAGAUACACUCGGCAUAUGUGCAAUAAAAGGGCCGCUGUGGCAAAAAGUUUAGUUUAAUCAACGUAAAUUUAUUCGUACGCCGCAAUAACAACAAACGAGUUAUCUUUAGACGACGUGUUUAGUACAAGAAUAACACAACAAUAAAAGAAUUUCUAACCGAAUCGUAUCGUACCAUAAUAACAUACACAACAACAAAAACAUCACAGAGAGCAAAAACAAAAUGUCUACGACACCAAAAUCGACAGAAGAUUUGCUGGGUGAAUCUUGGAUCGAAUUGAGCAACACAGCAGCCAUGGCAGGCAUCAAGAGCCCCGACAGAAUUACUCCGCUGCCCUUCAGCAACGGCGAGGAGUAUUUGCGUUUGUUGCGUGAAGCGCAACGCGAAUCAAAUCAGUCCAGUCGCGUUGUCUCCCUGGCCAGCUCCCGUCGUGAUACGCCCCGUGACAGUCCCAAGAGUCCACCAAACAGUCCACAAUCGGAGCAGUGCCCGGAUGAUGAGUUGCGGAACGUGUACAUCAAUUAUUGGAAUAAGGGCGGAGAUAAACACAACACCGAUAAUGGCGAUUGGUUGCAGAACUGGAAUCGCGGCAUUGAGGAGCAGCCACCGAAAGAUUGGAAAUUCGAGCGUUCUAGCGAUAAUGAUGAGGAUGAGAAGAAGAAAACAACGGGUUAUUCCAUACGUUUAAAGCGCCUGGGCGCCAAUUCGUUGUUCUCCCGCGAAAUUCUCUACUCGCUGCUGGUCACCAUGUGCUCUCACUGCUGCUGGGCGCCGGCUUUGGUUUAUGGCUGAGCAAGCGCGGCAUUCUGCUUACCCGCGUGGUCAUUGACUGAAAGACGCCAUAAAGAUUUCAAAACGUUUUCAACACA
Drosophila albomicans is the source of this 1162-nucleotide messenger RNA. RefSeq lists its product as uncharacterized. The transcript is spliced from 5 exons. Gene Ontology annotation, cellular component: nucleus; mitochondrial envelope; mitochondrial outer membrane. The record is from RefSeq and is a predicted model, not a curated record. Gene Ontology annotation, biological process: mitochondrial outer membrane permeabilization; positive regulation of apoptotic process. The coding region runs from base 516 to 1085 and encodes 189 amino acids. NCBI's taxonomy places the organism in Eukaryota, Metazoa, Arthropoda, Insecta, Diptera, Drosophilidae.